Molecule: messenger RNA, 1143 nt
Organism: Verticillium nonalfalfae
Lineage: Eukaryota; Fungi; Ascomycota; Sordariomycetes; Glomerellales; Plectosphaerellaceae
Product: Subunit of heteropentameric Replication factor C (RF-C)
Exons: 5
Coding region: 1-1143 (380 amino acids)
Biological process (GO): DNA-templated DNA replication; DNA repair
Cellular component (GO): nucleus; DNA replication factor C complex
Molecular function (GO): DNA binding; ATP hydrolysis activity; ATP binding
Source: RefSeq, a predicted model, not a curated record
AUGGCUAGCUUCUUCGAUCUCAAAGCGAGAAAGCAAGCAGCGGCCAAUGGCGCUUCAUCCCAAAAGCAGGACAAGUCUUCGCAGCCACCACGAGCGCAACCCUGGGUCGAGAAAUACCGUCCGAAGACCCUCAGCGACGUUACAGCCCAGGACCAUACUGUGACUAUCCUGCAGCGCACUCUGCAAGCCUCCAAUCUUCCACAUAUGCUAUUCUACGGCCCGCCAGGUACCGGCAAAACCUCGACCGUCCUCGCUCUUGCAAAGGAGCUCUAUGGCCCCGAACUCAUCAAGACCCGCGUCCUCGAGCUGAACGCCUCUGACGAACGAGGUAUCUCCAUCGUACGCGAGAAGGUCAAAAACUUUGCACGCAUGCAAUUGACGAAUCCGACUGCCGAAUACAAGAAGCGAUAUCCUUGCCCUCCCUUCAAGAUCAUUAUCCUCGACGAGGCCGAUUCAAUGACGCAAGACGCGCAAAGCGCUCUGCGUCGUACAAUGGAAACAUACAGCAAGAUCACAAGAUUCUGCCUGAUCUGCAACUACGUCACGCGCAUUAUUGACCCCCUUGCCAGUCGAUGUAGCAAGUUCCGGUUCAAGAGCCUGGACCAGGGGAACGCUAAGCGAAGGCUGGAAGAGAUUGCGAAGAAUGAGGGCGUUGAGCUCGAAGAAGGUGCUGUUGAUGCCCUGAUCAAAUGCUGCGAGGGUGACCUGCGAAAGGCUAUCACGUUUCUGCAAAGUGCCGCGCGACUUGUCGGGGCGACGGAGAUUGCCGACGGGGACCAGUCUAUGGACGUCGACAAGAGACCGAUCACUGUCAAGAUCAUUGAAGAUAUUGCAGGUGUCAUCCCUGAGUCAACGAUCAACAGAUUGACAACCGCAAUCCGUCCUCAAAAGUCCGGAGACACGUACCAGAAUGUCGCCGGAGUCGUGGAGGAGAUGGUGGCCGAUGGCUGGAGUGCAGGCCAGGUUGUUUCUCAACUCUACCAGCAUAUCGUUUACGACGAGGCAAUUCCUGACGUUCAGAAAAACAAGAUAGUUCUCAUCUUCUCCGAGGUAGACAAACGGCUUGUCGACGGUGCGGACGAGCAUCUUUCAAUCCUUGACCUUUCGCUCAGGAUAUCGGGAAUCAUGGCCGGCCGGAGUUGA